UUGGUUUCCCAAAGGCCGUUUGGCGUCCCAAAGACGUUUGGUGUCCCAAAGGGCGCCUGCCGUAUCGAGGAGACGCAGAGCAGGGCGAAGAGGGCGCUCGAGCUUGAUCUCGUGUCUGACGUAUCUACACCUGGUGGCCUACAACUCUUAACAGCUUUGAAUGAAAAGGAGAAGCUGACCACCAUCAACUUAUCUGAACUGUUAUACAGGCUGAAAAGAUUUGAUUUGUUAAAGAAGUUCCUGGGGACUGGAAGAGCAGCCGUGGAAGCCAGUUUGGCCAAGCACCCUCAGAUGUUGUCAAAAUACAGAGAUUUUAGCUCCUCAGAAAAU
Protobothrops mucrosquamatus (brown spotted pit viper) is the source of this 330-nucleotide messenger RNA. RefSeq names its product CASP8 and FADD-like apoptosis regulator. The annotation marks the transcript as partial. Gene Ontology annotation, molecular function: protein binding. The record is from RefSeq and is a predicted model, not a curated record. The transcript is spliced from 3 exons. NCBI's taxonomy places the organism in Eukaryota, Metazoa, Chordata, Lepidosauria, Squamata, Viperidae. Gene Ontology annotation, biological process: regulation of apoptotic process.